AUGGACCCGCAGGGUUGGACAGACGGCGGUGCGAUUUCUGCCCCUGAUCUUAUGGUGCCCAGAGAACUAACAACACCAGACUGGAUUGGAGCAGGCUAUGGCGACAAAGUGGAUACCUUCGACCGUGCCAGCCGCAGAGGUGACACAUCUCCCCAGACCAACAAUUCGGGCCCACACAAGCAGCCAACGCUCCGACAACCGGACAAUCACCCGUGCCGCUUCUGUCCUCACUCAAGCUCUUCCGCACAGGAUGUCACCAUCCACGAGAGGACUCACACUGGCGAGAGACCCUUCAGUUGUGGUGCCUGCGAAAAAACGUUCACGCAUAAGGGUAACUUGAAGGCUCAUGUUAGAACUCACACCGGAGAGAAGCCGUUCAAAUGCAACACGUGCAGCAGGGCAUUUACUCAGAAAGGCAGUUUGGCGAACCAUGAGAGGACUCACACCGGAGAGAAGCCGUUCAAGUGCGAGACCUGCAGUAGAGCAUUUGCGUCUGAUAACGGUUUAAGCAAUCAUCGAAAGAUACAUCGCAAGUGAUCGAAACCCUCACGCGCAUCAUAGUUGUGAAAGGUGUUUAAACGAAAUACUCGAGCGCCGACAUGUGUUCAUAUCGUUUGGCGAUAGACCUGCAAGGGUUUUACUUGCGAGCAGUGUGUGUUUCGCAUGGUUCAAAAUGUUCCCUCCUCUUACUCAUCGC
Molecule: messenger RNA, 697 nt
Organism: Ixodes scapularis (black-legged tick)
Lineage: Eukaryota; Metazoa; Arthropoda; Arachnida; Ixodida; Ixodidae
Product: putative zinc finger protein 702
Exons: 2
Coding region: 1-537 (178 amino acids)
Biological process (GO): regulation of transcription by RNA polymerase II
Cellular component (GO): transcription regulator complex; PcG protein complex
Molecular function (GO): RNA polymerase II cis-regulatory region sequence-specific DNA binding; DNA-binding transcription factor activity, RNA polymerase II-specific
Source: RefSeq, a predicted model, not a curated record